AUGAUUACAGAGAAAUUGAACCGUAAAAACGUUUAUCUCUGUGAGAGGCGAUCAUUUGCCCUGCUAAUCGUGCUCGAAGCAUUGUUCAGCAUUGGUUACUCCACUUCUAUAUUCAUAAGCUCACGGGCAGCUUAUUAUGGAACUCCAGAUGGUUUAGGAACUUCCAGCGGCGCUUGUGGAUAUGGUAGCUAUGGGAGAGACGUCAUGGCUGGAAAUGCUGCUGCAGCAAGUCAGUUAUUAUACAGAAAUGGGGCUGGAUGUGGUGCUUGCUAUCAGGUGAGAUGCAAAAAUCAGGCCCUCUGCACAGCCAAUGGAGUAACAGUAGUGGUAACAGAUCAUGGAGAAGGCGAUCGAACUGAUUUCAUUAUGAGUCCUCAUGCUUUCACAACUAUGGCCUGGCCAGGGAAAGAUAAGCAGCUUAAGGCUUUCGGUGUUGUUGACAUUGACUACAAACGAGUACCUUGCAACUAUCCAGGCCAUAACAUCGUGUUCAAGAUUAACCAGAGCAGCAAUUACCCCUAUUAUCUAUCUUUGGUUUUGUUGUACCAAGGAAGCCAAAGAGAUGUAGAGGCUGUUGAAAUCUCACAGGAAAGAACGUCUGAUUGGAAAGCGAUGCGGAGGAGUUAUAGAGGUGUGUGGGACAUAGUAAUGUCACCUCCCUAUACCAAUCUCGCUAUUCGAUUCCAACUGUCAGGGGGAGAAUGGAUUUAUGCUCGGAAUCCUAUACCCUCUCAUUGGAAAGCUGGCGCUCUAUAUGAUGCUGGCGUUCAGCUCAAAUACUGA
This is a messenger RNA of Cryptomeria japonica (Japanese cedar), 783 nucleotides long. Its product is annotated as expansin-like B1. The coding region runs from base 1 to 783 and encodes 260 amino acids. The record is from RefSeq and is a predicted model, not a curated record. Gene Ontology annotation, cellular component: extracellular region. NCBI's taxonomy places the organism in Eukaryota, Viridiplantae, Streptophyta, Pinopsida, Cupressales, Cupressaceae. The transcript is spliced from 6 exons.